This is a messenger RNA of Aspergillus pseudoviridinutans, 864 nucleotides long. RefSeq names its product translin family protein. Lineage: Eukaryota; Fungi; Ascomycota; Eurotiomycetes; Eurotiales; Aspergillaceae. Gene Ontology annotation, molecular function: RNA binding; RNA endonuclease activity; sequence-specific DNA binding. The transcript is spliced from 2 exons. Gene Ontology annotation, cellular component: cytoplasm; nucleus. The coding region runs from base 1 to 864 and encodes 287 amino acids. The record is from RefSeq and is a predicted model, not a curated record.
AUGGCAGGUAACAAGCGAUCCUGGGAAGGCAAUCUUGUGAACAUCGAGAAGACACAGACAAACAUGGCGGCAGCACCAAUCGACCAGUCUUCUACACAGAUUUUCUCCAUGUUCGAGACCUUCCGCGACGAGCUCGAUCAGCACCACGACCGCCGAGAACGAGUGAUCAAGACGAGCAGAGAUAUUACAGCAUUGAGCAAGAAGAUCAUUCGCACAAUAAAAGCCCCCAUCCCCGCCCCAAUCGCCAAAGAGACCAAAACCCGCUUCGACCAAAUCUCCACCCUCUUCCAGAACGUCAUCCCCGAUGUCACAGGCCUCAACAGCUGGCGCUACCAGCGCCAACUCAGCGGCGCCAUCCAGGAAUUCAUCGAGGCCCUCUCCUUCAACCACUACCUACAGACCCAAACCCUCAUCUCCCACGCCGAAGUCGUCGCCGCCCUUCCCGCCGAGAUCCUCGUCACCGAAGAAGAUUACCUGUUGGGCCUAUUCGAUCUAACGGGUGAAAUGAUGCGGUUUGCGAUUACGUCUCUGUCGACGGGCGGGCAGGCAGAUAGCGGUGGCGAUGAUUUGGCGGCGCGGGAUAUUGCUGGCGCUGGCGCGAAUCAGAACCUGCCGAAGCUGCCGGCCACGCAGGCGGGUAUUGUGGUUGACUUGAGGGAGAUGCGGGCGUCGUUUGAGUUGCUGAGCGUGCCGCGGCGGCAUGCGAAUAAUAUGUAUCGGGAUAUGGGAAAGAAGGUGGAUGUUAUGCAGAAUAGUGUGGAGAAGGUUGAGCGGGCUGCGUAUGGGAUCUUGGUGCGUGGUAGUGAGCGGCCGUCGGGGUGGACGCCGGAUCUGUCGGGGCCGGUUGAUAUGGAGGUUUAUUGA